Molecule: messenger RNA, 4575 nt
Organism: Oldenlandia corymbosa var. corymbosa
Lineage: Eukaryota; Viridiplantae; Streptophyta; Magnoliopsida; Gentianales; Rubiaceae
Source: the annotation of a GenBank genome assembly
AUGCAGAAGAGAGACCAGGGAAAGAGCGGUGGAGGUUCCGGCGGCUCCGCCGGACCGGUGGCGAAGAGGGGCCGUCCUUUUGGCAGCGGAAGCGCCAAUUCCGCGGCAUCUGGCUCAGCUGAUUCUGCAGCUCCCUAUGCUCUCCUCGGCCCUUCCUUACAAGUUCCUUCCGCCUUCGCCGAACAGAAUAACAAGCGGAUAGUUCUUGCUCUUCAGAGCGGAUUAAAGAGUGAGCUGACAUGGGCAUUGAACACACUAACAUUGCUGUCUUUCAAAGAAAAGGACGAAGUCCGUAAAGAUGCUACUCCUCUGGCCAAGAUUCCUGGUCUGCUUGAUGCUUUACUGCAAGUUAUAGAUGAUUGGCGCGAUAUAUCCCUACCGAGGGUGCUGGUGAAAACACCAAGAGCUAGAAUGCUUGGUGCAGAUUCUGCUGUUACUGGUUUUGGGCAUGAGUACGACGCCUUGACCAAGAAUGAUGCUGCUCCUGGUACUGGAGCUACGGUGAGCAGUAAGGAGUCUUCCAUGCAGAACAAUACUGCCAAGGCAAGGCCAUCUGACUGGUGGUUUGAGGAUGAUGGCUUGUUUAAUAUGGAUGAGGAAGGGAGGGCUGAAAAGCAGCUCUGUGCUGUUGCUGCGUCAAAUAUAAUCCGCAACUUCUCUUUCAUGCCAGAGAAUGAAAUGAUAAUGGCCCUGCAUCGUCAUUGUUUGGAGACAUUGUUUCAGUGUAUGGAGGAUUAUGUAACAGAGGACGAGGAGCUUGUAACAAACACUCUGGAGACAGUUGUAAAUUUGGCUCAUCUACUGGAUCUUCGGAUAUUUAGCUCAUCGAAAACAUCUUUUAUCAAAAUAACGGAAAAACGGGCUGUCCAGGCGAUCAUGGCAGUGCUGGGAUCUGCUGUUAAAGCCUGGCAUUGUGCUGCUGCAGAAUUACUUGGACGCUUGAUCAUAAAUCCUGAUAAUGAGCCUUUUAUUCUUCCUUUUGCCCCACAGAUUUACAAGAGACUGGUGGAUAUAAUGACCCAGCCGGAUCCUAAUGCCCAAGCAGCUGCGGUGGGUGCACUGUACAAUUUUGCCGAAGUCAAUAUGGACUGCAGGUUGAAGCUGGGAAGUGAGCGAUGGGCAAUUGACCGGCUACUGAAAGUGAUUAAAGCGCCACAUCCUGUGCCAGAAGUUUGUCGAAAAGCUGCAAUGAUUUUGGAAAACCUCGUGUCAGAGCCACAAAACAAGCCUUUGCUGCUGGCGUAUGAAAAUGCAUUCGCUGAGAUGCUUUUCUCAGAUGGACGGUACUCUGAUACAUUUGCCCGGAUUUUGUAUGAAUUGACUUCCCGACCAAACAAGAUGGCAGCAACUCGUUGUAUUUGGGGAAUCUCAUUAAAGUCUAGCUGCACAUUAAAGUUCUUCGCCAUUGUGUCUUCUUUCUGCUUUUCUGCCUUUCAGCCCUUUAUUGAGCUUUGCAAAAUGGUGGAUGGUAGAAUGAGGAAUAUGGAUUCCUCUGAAACUCAUGUACAAGUUUCAGAUAAUAAUAAUGGGAAGACUAAUGGUCUUCCUAACUUCUUGCUAUCUGUUAGACUCAAGUAUGUGAAGCUUGGUUACCAUUACUUGAUCUCCAAUUCAAUGUACUUGUUGUUAAUUCCUCUGUUAGGGGUUGUUUCGGUUCAUCUUUCGACGAUUGCAGUCGAAGAUGUGGUCCUGUUGUGGGAUCAGUUGAGAUUCAAUCUUGUUUCAGUGAUCCUGUGUUCUUCACUUAUGGUGGUACUAGGUACUAUUUAUUUCAUGACUAGACCUAGGAAAGUUUACUUAGUUGAUUUUGCUUGUUACAAACCCGGAGAUGAGCUCUUGGCAUCCAGCGAAUUCUUCAUGGCGAAAACCACACAGUAUGGUUCUUUCACUGAAGAAAACUUGGGGUUCAUGAAGAGGAUUUUGGAGAGAUCAGGGCUGGGACAGCGGACUUACUUCCCUCACACAUUCUUCGAGAACCCGCCAAACCCGAAAAUGGCUGAUGCCAGAAAAGAAGCUGAGGUGGUCAUGUUCGGCGCAAUCGAUCAGUUGUUUGCGAAAACCGGUGUUAAGGCCAAGGAAAUUGGGAUCCUUGUGGUGAAUUGCAGCUUGUUUUGCCCAACUCCAUCUCUUUCUGCUAUGGUCAUUAAUCAUUACAAGCUUAGAGGUAACAUUUUGAGCUACAAUCUUGGUGGUAUGGGAUGCAGCGCUGGAGUUAUCUCAAUUGAUCUUGCAAGACAACUUCUUCAGAUGCAGCCAGGAUCAUAUGCUCUUGUAGUGAGCAUGGAAAAUCUGAGCUUGAGUGGAUACUCUGGCAAUAACCGGCCAAUGUUGGUCACGAAUUGCAUUUUUCGCCUUGGAGGGGCGGCGAUUUUGCUAUCGAACAAGUCGUGUUACCGGCGCAGCGCCAAGUAUCAGCUCAUUCACACCGUGAGAAUCCACAAAGGCGCGGAUGACAAGAGUUACAACUGUGUUUACCAACAGGAAGACGAGAAAGGUAACAAAGGCGUCGCCUUGUCGAAAGAUCUCAUGGCGGUAGCUGGCGAGGCGUUGAAGACGAACAUAACGGCCCUCGGCCCGUUAGUCCUUCCAAUGUCGGAACAGAUCCUGUUUUUGGUCACCUUGAUCGCGCGGAAGCUUUUCAACAAGAAGAUCAAGCCUUAUAUCCCCGAUUUCAAGCUCGCGUUCGAGCAUUUUUGCAUCCAUGCUGGAGGAAGAGCUGUGUUGGAUGAACUGGAAAAGAACCUUGACUUGAGUGAGUGGCAUAUGGAGCCAUCAAGAAUGACACUUUAUAGAUUUGGAAACACUUCUAGCAGUUCAUUGUGGUAUGAACUGGCUUACAUUGAAGCUAAAGGAAGGGUUAAGAAAGGUGAUAGAACAUGGCAGAUCGCAUUCGGGUCGGGUUUCAAAUGUAACAGUGCGGUUUGGAAGGCAUUGAGGACUAUUGAUCCAGCUAAAGAGAAGAAUCCGUGGAGUGAUGAAAUUGAUGAAUUCCCAGUUGAAGUUCCUCAAAUAAAGCGUAAUAGUCUCCGCCCCCGGGUUCGACUUUUUGAAAAUGAAAACCAGCAAAAUAAGAAUUGUACUGCUUUAUGUUCCAAACGUUCUCUCAAAUAUAUGAAACUUGGUUACCAUUAUCUGAUAUUUCACGUAAUGUAUCUGACAUCAAUUCCCCUGUUCCUGGUUCUGUUUGUUCAUUUUUCCAUGUUUUGGAUCGACGAAUUGAUCCUACUAUGGGAUGAUUUCAGGUUUGGAUUUGUUGCUGUACUUCCUUCCCAUUCUGUCUUUAUGAUUUUCCUAGGUAAAGUUAAUUAUAUGUCCAAACCUAGGAGAGUUUACUUAGUAGAUUUUGCAUGUUACAAGCCUGGACCUCAACUAAUGUGCUUCAAACAACUUGACAGAUCCGGGGUUCGAAACUUUGGAGUUUUUAAGGAAGAAAAUCUGGCUUUCAUGGCUAGGAUACUGGAGAGGUCCGGGAUAGGGGAGAAGACAUACUUCCCGGAGCCGUUUUUCGGGAAAUCACCAAAUCCCACCAUGGCUGAUGCAAGGAAAGAGGCUGAAAUGGUGAUCUUUGGUUGUGUAGAUCAACUCUUGGCUAAGACUGGUGUGAAGGUUAAUGAUAUUGGCAUUCUUGUGGUGAAUUGUGGUGUUUUUUGUCCAACUCCUUCUCUUUCUUCCAUGAUUGUUAACCAUUACAAGCUUAGGAGCAAUGUCUUGAGCUACAAUAUUGGUGGUAUGGGUUGUAGUGCUGGUAUUAUCUCCAUUGAUCUUGCUAAGCAUCAUCUUCAGGUGUAUAGAAACUCAUAUGCCCUAGUGGUGAGCCUGGAAAACUUGUCGCUCAAUGCUUAUAGAGGUAACAACCCUUCCAUGUUGGUGGCAAACUGCCUUUUCCGGGUCGGAGGGGCGGCGAUUUUACUAUCGAACAAGCAUUCCGAUCGCUUCCGGUCAAAAUAUCACCUGACACAUGUGGUCCGGACCCACAACGGUGCCGAUGACAAGAGUUAUGGAGUUGCAGUUCAACAAGAAGAUGAUGAUGGACUCGUAGGAAUGGCUUUGUCUAAAGACCUAAUGUCCAUAGCCGCACAAGGGUUAAAGCUAAACAUCACUACACUUGCACCAUUGAUUCUUCCCAUGUCGGAACAAAUCUUGUUCUUUAUAACCUUAGUGGCUAGGAAAGUAUUCAAGAUGAAAAUUAAGCCACACAUUCCUGAUUUUAAACGUGCAUUGGAGCAUUUUUGCAUUCAUGCAGGUGGAAGAGCUGUGUUGGAUGAAGUUGAGAAAGCCCUAAAUCUUACUCCAGUGCAAAUGGAGCCUUCUCGGAUGACUCUUUAUCGGUUCGGUAACACGUCGACGAGUUCGAUAUGGUACGAACUAGCUUAUAUGGAAGCUAAAGGGAGGAUGAAGAAGGGUGAUCGAGCUUGGCAAAUCUCAUUUGGUGCUGGAUUCAAAUGUAAUAGUGCUGUUUGGCGUGCUUUGAAGACUAUUGAUCCUUCUCAAGAGAAGAUUAACCCUUGGAUCGAUGAAGUCGACGACUUCCCCGUCGACGUGCCCAAGAUUCAACCGUUGGAUAUUACUAGCUGA